Limanda limanda (common dab) is the source of this 585-nucleotide messenger RNA. Its product is annotated as heme-binding protein 2-like. Bases 1 to 585 code for a protein of 194 amino acids. The record is from RefSeq and is a predicted model, not a curated record. Gene Ontology annotation, cellular component: cytoplasm. NCBI's taxonomy places the organism in Eukaryota, Metazoa, Chordata, Actinopteri, Pleuronectiformes, Pleuronectidae. The transcript is spliced from 6 exons.
AUGGACAAAGACAUCUCGAUUGUUCUUUCAGGGCUUGUGGGCCUCCUGCUGGUGCUGACAGCUGAGGCCAGAGUUGGAGACUCCUCUCAGGUGCAAUUCUGCACUGAGACAGAGGAGUGUCUGCUGUUUGAUCCUAUUUGUGAGUUUGAUGGCGUGGAGGUUCGUAGCUACAGCUCCGUGAAGUGGAUUUCAACUAAUGAGUCAUCCAUGUUAAUGGAAUUUGCUGCAAUGAACCAGUUCAGACGACUAUACGACUACAUCCAAGGUUCUAACAAUCAAGAAGUGAAAAUUGACAUGACAUCUCCGGUUCUGCUGACUGUACCUGAUAAGAGAUGGUAUCAAAAGGGUCUCUUCUCAAUGAAUUUCUUGCUGCCAUCUGAACAUCAGGAAAACCCCCCCAAACCCACCAAACCCGGGGUGCACAUCCGUGAGACGCCUGACAUGCAGGUGUAUGUGCUGAGCUACUCUGGAUGGAUGACGACCUCUUCUAUCGACAAGGCCCUUCUGCUGCUGACCCAGAAACUGGACGCCAAGGGUGCAGGCUACAGAAAAGACAUCCGCUAUGCUGCGGGAUACAACAGGUAA